Messenger RNA from Danaus chrysippus (African queen), 753 nucleotides. The record is from the annotation of a GenBank genome assembly. NCBI's taxonomy places the organism in Eukaryota, Metazoa, Arthropoda, Insecta, Lepidoptera, Nymphalidae.
AUGUCUUUUUGUUCAGCGUCGAAUGAAGUCACAAAGCUUCAACUGCAUUUAACAUUAUUAAAAGAGGAAUAUGGAAAGUUACAAAGCCACUGCGCGGAGGUGGAAAGAAAAUAUACACUUGCAGCAGCCUCAGCUGGCGACCUGAGCGAAACUAGCUUUGUAGCUCGACUUCUUAUGACUGUAUCUACACUCUAUGGCAGGGAAACAUAUUCAGAUAUAGUAAUAAAACUACAGAAUAAAUCCGUGCCUGGACAUAAAUUUGUUUUAAAUGCUCGUUCUGAUGAUUGGAAUGAAGAGGCUCUAAAAAAUUGUUCAGAAAUAGAUUGGUCUACACUCCCUGAUGAUGUUGGUUCUGCCCUUCUUAAAUGGCUCUACACAGAUGUGGUUGACCUUUCAAGAGGUGAUGCUUUUGCCUUGCAACUCAUGAAAUCAGCUGCUGGCUUCAAAUUGUAUGGUUUGGUUGGGAAGUGUGAACAAGCUUUAAUUGCAACUGUUGGUGUUAGGACAUGUGUCAAGUUUUAUUCAGCCGCUGAUGAAAUAAAUGCAACAGCAUUAAAGGAACAUUGUUCGGGCUUGAUAUCUGCACAUUGGGAUGAUUUGACAGGCGAGGACUUCGCCCACAUGUCCUCGGCUCUGCUUUAUCGGAUGUUGAAGAGUAAGACUCAGCAACCAUUACAUGGAGCAGUCAGGCUUUUGAGAGAAGACGUCGUGUUCCUCUGUCUAGUGGAAAACCACGCGAAUGUAAGUACCUAA